Molecule: messenger RNA, 1176 nt
Organism: Laccaria bicolor S238N-H82
Lineage: Eukaryota; Fungi; Basidiomycota; Agaricomycetes; Agaricales; Hydnangiaceae
Exons: 1
Source: RefSeq, a predicted model, not a curated record
ACUGAAAAACAUCCAAUUUGGAGACAGUUUGAAGCUUCUUUGCGACAGCAUCCAUUGGCAAAACCACAGUCAUGGUUGACGGAGAAGUUUGAGGUACUGCAUGAGACUGUCAUGACAUGGAUAAAAGAGAGUCAGAUUGAUCACAAGGCCAUUGAGAAGGCACAGCUUGUGUUCACCAAUGCACGUUCUGAAUUCAGAGCAGGAAACACUAGUUCUGGAGCAAAGAAACCGUCCAAGACCAAAGGAUUCAACUCGGACAAAUCAUCACUUCCCCAGUCCAAAGAUGACAGAAGAAUGCUUUUUGUCAACUUUCUGAGGCGUGGGCUGCCCCUUUUGGAGCAGGGACUCUCUGUGCAUGUGAACAGCUCUGACAAAUUUCUCAAGAAGAUGGCAAAUUCACCUGACAAAUUCAUGCCAUACAGAGAACAUGCUCCCACUCGUAUUCUUUCACGAAAUUCAAUAUAUGAUGAUCCAGAAUGGCUGAAGACACCAAUUGGUUUCUGGAAUGUUCUGUGCUUCCGUGGAGUUUUCUUUGGCUCAGAGUUUGCUCGUGACAAUGGAUGUCAUUUUGAGGAUCUGGAUCAGUGGAAAGCAUUUAGCAAAGGCCACCCACAAAGCUAUUUUGUUGUUAAGACUGCCUAUGGGUCUUUUCAAGGAGAUCGAAGCAUCGAUCGGGUUGAAGAAUACUGGGAAAAAAGGGAUCUAUGGGAGCUGCUGAUGAAUAAGAAGGAUUUGACUAUUUUUGACGUUUAUGACUUCCUGCUCCAGUCAUCCACUGGUGGUGGAAGGUCAACGUCAAGUCGAAAGAGGGGAUCUUGGCAGUCAGCAAAAGGCAACAACAAAUCCACUUCAAAGAAGGUCUUUGUCAACAUAGGCUCACUAACAGCCAUUCUUAUCAUAGGAGAUCUCAUCUAUGCGGACAUACUUCCCAUGCCUUCUGCUCUUGACUGGGGUAAACUCAUUGAAAAGGUGGGGAAGGGUGCGUUGGAUGCUAUGAUCAUGCUUGGGCUGAUUGAUGAGGACACGACGGUGCCGCAAGCAUUUGCUGAUCUUGAUGCCUUUGUCAAUCGCGAGCUUACUUCUGAAGAAAAGUCUGCCAUGACAUAUGAUGUCUUGACUGGGGAGCAUAGUCUUUGUAAGUAUAAACGGUUAUACUCUAAGAGAAAUGCAAAGUAG